This is a messenger RNA of Cylindrotheca closterium, 3324 nucleotides long. NCBI's taxonomy places the organism in Eukaryota, Bacillariophyta, Bacillariophyceae, Bacillariales, Bacillariaceae. The record is from the annotation of a GenBank genome assembly.
AUGACAAGCAUACAUCAUGACAUUGCUUUUCGCAAAGAGGGCAUGUUGAAUGGCAAUGCCACUGAUGCUAAAACAACUACAACAACUACUACCAGUCAUCAAAUGGCUCAUCUUGCUUCAGGUCAAUUCGCGUUUGUGGAAGGUGACCUUAAGAAUACUACUACUGCGACAGAUGGGAAUUUGGCAGAUAAAAGGACGAACCAAUCUGCCCGGCGUCUCUUGGGGAAUAACUUGUAUUCUUCAUUUCGAAAGAAAUCAAAGGUGAUGGAACGUAUUACUACAAGUACAAGGCUGGCAUCGAAGAAUAAUGUGAAUAAUGUUGAAUCUGAAGUGCCAGUAGUUGCACCUGAAGGAAUCGCAUUCAUUCCGUCUCAGAUCUCCUUACGCCCAGGAUCUCUCAUUAGUGAUCUCAAUACUGCAGCAAGUGAGACAUCCAAGCGGAGCAAGAAUCCUUUGGGCGAACUACAACAAGUGGAUCCAAUAAUAAGGCAUCCGCAAUCUCAAAUACGACAUGUACCAGCCAGAAGGCCAAAGCGACAGUCUAGUUUUGGUACCAUGGCUCCAGAACCACCCAAACUUAAAGAACUUAUCGAAGAUUCCGGCAUAUUGAACGAGAUUACAAUGCAAAAGGGAGGAGGAGGCUUUCAAUCCAUAGUGGAUGCUGAAGGUUUGGACGAAUCGUCAUCGGAUUGGCGUCAGCUAUCAAAAAAGACCCAGCGUGCUGUUUCCGCUGUCCUCGAAUCCACCCUACAUGAGGUCUUGAGCCUAGAAGAUCAUCCAUCGUACUAUUCUUCCACCUCACCAAAUGAUAGAGUAGUAAGCGGGCAAUUGGCUUCCAAUGCAAGCGGCAGCACCAAUGAAUGGCGAUCAUUUGGGGAUACCACAAUUUCAAGUCGAUCUCUCGAUCACGAGGAGUUACAGCAUAUGAAAGAACGGAAGCAACGUGCUUCUUCCGAACCCGAUUCGGAAUCUUCGAGGCCCUUGCCAAACAAUUUGAAUGAGCAGGAAGAUCACUCCUAUCGAAUACGUAACCGACAAUGGGAGGAGAUGGAACAACAAGAGCAAGUCGCCGAGUCUCAAUAUGACAUUAGUCGCAGUCUAUCAAUCUCAUCUCGCUACGAGCCAGCAGUAUCGCCUAUUCCUGACGGCGUUGAAUUGGAUGUUCUACCACGAGAGCUGGACGACGGCAACACUCUGCUGAAGAGUCAACAUAGAAGGGUGGCAUCGGAUGAUCUUGUUGGGAGCAGCAGUAACUUUUUGCUUUCGGAGGAGCAACUUCACUAUUUGAAUCGCAAAGACUCUACGCAGUCUAUGGUUUCCGAGAUUACCAUGGAUACCAAUGUCAAGACUUCGGGGCGUUCUAUUUUGACGACACCGCCAGCAACACCAAUGGUUCUGGACCCACGGGCCCCACAAUUGCUCAUGGCACGACUUCAGGAGGAUCCAACCUCGCAAAUUAAUACUUUUCCAAGACCUCCAAUUGCCCUGGAGAGUCCGACACCACCAAUGCGGAAACGUAGCCCGGAUGACGACCAUGUGAUUGACGGGACAGCAGCUAGAUUUGCGGAAAGAUCCAGUGGAGUUACAUCAGCCUUGCAACCAUAUACGCGAAAGGGAACUUUGACUCAAAGCGGUCGGGCACAGCAACUGCACGAAAUGGAAGCUAUUUUAGAGAAUGAGGAGAAAGUGAAACAGGAAGGCAUUUCAGCACGGAAGAAGAGCCAAACGGAUAAUAGCGAAACUACGGACUCCGAUCUCGACACAGAAGAGCUGUCGACAAGUGAGUCUUUUGACCCCCAGCCGAUAAGUCUGCGUGGACCUUUUGCCAGUGAUAGCGACGCCAUGCCAAUUCGACUUGGUGGUCUUUUGAGGCCGGUGGAUAAUUCAAAUCCACUUUUGUUCCCUGCACCCUUGAUAUCGGACGACGAAGAUGAAGAACACUUUCAGAACGAAUCGGAUCAUCAGCGAGCAAUUGACCAGGGAAAAGUUAUCAGUCCUUCCAAGUCCAAGAUACGAGAGCAAUUCAGUGCUGUAACAGCUACCCCCAGCGUUGAUAAUCGACGGAAGUUUUUGCCUGACGUCUUUGUCGCAAGCAACCAUCGCAAGGACUUCCAAAACAGUCAUCGAGAUAUUGUGUUCGACUCAUCCAAUAGCAGCAUUGAUCUUGAAGCCGAGACAGCCCCGUUGCAUGAUGCAAUCGUUGCAAAUGACAAGGUUGGAUCCAGUAUCCAGCGGCAUUCGGAAUCCUACAGAGCCAAAUCCGGUGCGGCAAAUCGCAUGGAGCCAUCCAGUUCCGUUGGUCAAUUCAAUUCGCUCCAUGCAAAAUCCGCUUUCGAAUAUCCAAAGCCCCCAUCACAUGCGCCCUUACACAGCUCUUUGGACUUUCAUGGUAGCGGAGACAUGCCAGAGCAAGCGACACAAGCGAAAUCUGUUCAUUCUGAGGAAAACAUUGAUGAGUUAUCGACUAGUGAAUCGGCUGAUCCUCCACCGGCUAUUAGCCUUCGUGGACCGUUUGCCGAUGACAGUGAAGCCGCACCACGUCGACUUGGUGGUCUUUUGAGACCCCAAGAGGAUUCCAAUCCGCUGUUAUUCCCUGCACCUCUGAUGUCGGACGAUGAAGACGCUGUAUGCUUCGAAGAUGAACCAGACGCAGAAACUUUUUCGGGGCCAGUGGAUGCUAUGGCGACACAAAAGGAAAUGGCUGGCGAAUCUAAAAGACCAUCUUCCUUGAAGGAUUACCAAUUGAAGGUAUUCAACCCAUCAGCGAAUACUCGCAGCACGGACAACCAGAGAACUUAUCAGAAUACGACCGCAAGAGCCCAUCGCGAUAUCCUCUUUGAUUCUUCGACCCACAGCAUGCACUCUGGUGAAGAUACACAAGAACCGAAUCAAUCGAAACAAAGCAACAACAAUGACAAUGACAAUUGGGCCGGUGACGAAAUUCUCCCUCUAGCCUCCAAGAUUGAGUCUAGCGUGCUUACGAACGGCGAAGUGAACGAGCAAUUUUGCUUCCGGGGACUUCAAGAUGGCGUUCGAGUCAAGUUGUGCCCAGCCCAGAUUGGAUAUCUCUUGAACGGAAAAGCUCAUGUCCAUUCCGGACAUUACAGUGGUCCAUUGAACUCACAAUGUCGCAUGCAUGGAAACGGUAUGUUCUGGUUCACUUCCGGCGACACAUAUCUUGGAGAAUUCCGGAAUGGAGAACUGCAUGGAGCUGGGAUGAUGUCAGUCACUGACGAGGAGACCGGCAAGAAACAAGUGUUCAGUGGAUAUUUUAGCCGCAACAAAUAUGUUGGGGAUGAGGUGGUAGACGACGACAGCACUUGA